Rubroshorea leprosula is the source of this 886-nucleotide messenger RNA. The record is from the annotation of a GenBank genome assembly. Lineage: Eukaryota; Viridiplantae; Streptophyta; Magnoliopsida; Malvales; Dipterocarpaceae.
CUUUUAGGUUGAUUGAGGAUUGUUGGAAGGAUGCACCUGCUGAGCGUCCAACAUUCAGACAGAUAAUAACAAGACUGGAAUCCAUUCACAACAGAUAUGGUCAUAAACGGCGUUGGAAGGUAUAUUCAUGCUUCUUUGUCUAGCAUCAUAUCAUCACCAAAAGUUCCACAAUUUUUUGUACAGGAUGCUUUUAGUUUGCAAUUGUUUUAAGAAUUCAAUUUCUUCUUGAUAAAGCUAUGCAAAUUAUUACUACUACCAUAUGACUGCAUCCUGAGAGUUGCCCAAGUUGCGCAUAUCAUGCUAUUUAAAUAUGCAUGUCCUUUAGUUAUGUGAACUACCUACUAGCAUCAGUCACCGUCAUGUUAGUUUAAAUUGAUGAGCAAUCAAGAAACUAUUCUAGGCCCCUUUUGCAAGCCACUAUCUUUUUCCUUUAUGCCAGUUGCUGUCAUCGUUGAACCAGCUGUGUCUUGCUUGCGACAUUUACAGGUUAGACCCUUGAAAUGCUUCCUGAGAGUGGAGGCAAGCAGCCGUGGUAGUUCAACUCGUUCUACCAACAGAAGUAUAUAAUCACCUGAUGAUUGGUCCUUCUAGCUUCAAAGUGUGCAGAAGUUUUUAUGCUUUUCAAGUUUGAUGCCUGAAAAAUCGGUUUGUAAUCAGGAGUAUACCAUUUUUCAUCUGUGUUAACUUGGUUUUAGUAGUUGAAUCUAACAUUUUCCAGAUUAACUCUCCCAUUCAAUUUUUGGGAUGAGAAUCACAUUUCAUGCGUCUUUAAUUGCUUUGUAAUUUAACUUAUAAUUCAUAAUUGGUUAAACCUCCAUUUUGAUCCCUCAACUAUUGUACAGACCCUUGAUUUAGUCCCUUAACUCAAAAAAUCCCUGAUUGGGUA